Messenger RNA from Tachyglossus aculeatus (Australian echidna), 422 nucleotides. RefSeq names its product translocase of outer mitochondrial membrane 7 (gene TOMM7). Gene Ontology annotation, cellular component: mitochondrial outer membrane translocase complex. NCBI's taxonomy places the organism in Eukaryota, Metazoa, Chordata, Mammalia, Monotremata, Tachyglossidae. Gene Ontology annotation, biological process: protein import into mitochondrial matrix. The record is from RefSeq and is a predicted model, not a curated record. The transcript has 3 exons. Bases 46 to 213 code for a protein of 55 amino acids.
GGCCCCGGCAACGCAGCCCCGUCCGCCAUCGCCCUCGCCGUCGCCAUGGUGAAGCUGAGCAAGGAGGCCAAGCAGCGGCUGCAGCAGCUCUUCAAGGGCGGGCAGUUCGCCAUCCGAUGGGGCUUCAUCCCUCUCGUCCUCUACCUCGGCUUUAAGAGAGGUGCAGAUCCUGGAAUGCCUGAUCCAACUGUUUUGAGCCUACUUUGGGGAUGAAAGACCAUUUGACCAUCGGCACUGGAAGCAAUCAAAGGACAGGAAGAAAACUGAAGGGAUGCACUUUGACCAGAACAAAGACACUGGCCGUUUCAAAAUUUCAACAGCUGGACUGCAUAUUGCCUCUUUUUCAGACAUACUUAUGGCAGAGUGGACUUCUGCUGACUCAUUUGCAACAGAAUGUAUCUAAAUAAAUGCUUUCAAUCAUG